Exaiptasia diaphana is the source of this 1047-nucleotide messenger RNA. Its product is annotated as 5-hydroxytryptamine receptor 1F-like. Gene Ontology annotation, molecular function: G protein-coupled receptor activity. Gene Ontology annotation, biological process: G protein-coupled receptor signaling pathway. The coding region runs from base 10 to 873 and encodes 287 amino acids. The record is from RefSeq and is a predicted model, not a curated record. Gene Ontology annotation, cellular component: membrane. The transcript has a single exon. NCBI's taxonomy places the organism in Eukaryota, Metazoa, Cnidaria, Anthozoa, Actiniaria, Aiptasiidae.
AAAACACCCAUGGAUAUUCACUUAAGAAAUUAUAUCAUUUCCUUGGUGGUCAUCAACACAUCAAGCUCUGUUGCAGCUUGCRUUUUGAACUUCGUGAUCGUCUUGACUUUUGUGAAGACGCCAUCUUUGCGAACACCUUCGAACAUUCUUAUCCUUUUUCUAGCUAUCACUGACUUUUGUGUCGGUCUUGUAGUGCAGCCUACWUUGAUAAUAUAUCUGUUUGCAUUGUUAGGAGAUAAUGUACAAUCUUAUCUUGAUGUAAUAACAGUAUUGAGUGUUGUAUGCUUCUGGCCUUUGAUUGCUGCGUCAUAUCUGACCAUAUCUGCCAUUACUAUCGAUCGAUUCCUUGCUCUUCAAUUACAUCUUAGAUACCAGGAACUCGUAACGACAAAACGAACCUAUAUUGCUGUGAUAGCUAUCAUGMUUCUUAGUACAACGACAGUUUUCGUCCAUUUUCAUGUUGYUGCUCACUAUACAAUUCUAGCAGGUUCCUGUGCUGUUUUUCUUUUAAACUCUUUUUUGAUGUUAAGAAUUUCACACGUCGUUAAGAAACACUCGAACCAGAUCCAGUCCCAAAGACAUGCAAGUCAAGGAAAUAUUAACAUGCCUCGAUACAAGAAAUCUGUACACACAAUGUACUACAUCAUGGGGACAUUUGUAAUUUGCUACACSCCUAUGAUUACGACCGAAAUCAUGAAAAGGAUCAUGUUUGAAAAARCUACAAGCAGUCUUAAUCAGUCAUCAUAUAUGUGCACAUCUCUGGCGUUAAUGAACAGUGCUUUCAAUCCAGUAAUCUAUUUCUUGAGAAUGCAAGAAAUGAGAAAUGCUGUUUUGCAUUUUCUUCGAAGCAUCCGUUUUGUCGACCGGAAUUAGGUAACAUACGAUACUAAAGCAGCACCUCGACUGAAUAUAUCGUUCUGCAAGUUCAGUUUUUGGAAGCAAUACUACUGUAUUGUCUAGAGUCAUUAUUACCCCUUGAGCGGGAGAGAAUAGAGUAACAAGUUGUUACCAGCAAGAUUAUAUAUUGGAAUAUUCAKAAGUUACAAU